This is a messenger RNA of Penicillium cosmopolitanum, 1809 nucleotides long. Its product is annotated as metallophosphoesterase family protein. The record is from RefSeq and is a predicted model, not a curated record. Gene Ontology annotation, cellular component: cytosol. The transcript has 3 exons. The coding region runs from base 1 to 1809 and encodes 602 amino acids. Gene Ontology annotation, molecular function: hydrolase activity. Gene Ontology annotation, biological process: nucleotide catabolic process. NCBI's taxonomy places the organism in Eukaryota, Fungi, Ascomycota, Eurotiomycetes, Eurotiales, Aspergillaceae.
AUGUGGUGGUCGGUGUUGCCCUUGUCCUUCCUUUUCCCGUCGGCGCUCGCCGCUCAACCCGCCGCGCCCGCCCCCAUCCGUGCUCCGUUGCGCGACCUCCCUCUCGGACAACUCAACUUCCUCCAUACCACCGAUACUCAUGGCUGGCUAGCCGGUCAUUUGCAGGAGCCCUCCUUUUCGGCGGACUGGGGCGACUAUAUCUCCUUCGCCGAGCGCAUGCGGGAAAAGAUUGAGGCUCAAGGUCGGGACUUACUAGUGAUCGAUACCGGGGACCGAGUCGAGGGAAAUGGCCUCUAUGAUUCUUCCCAACCACAAGGGGUUUACCUCUCGGAGAUCCUCCGCCACCAACAUAUCGAUGUGAUGACUUCGGGAAAUCACGAACUAUACAAACACAACACCUCCGAAGCCGAACUCCAGGUCACCGUACCCAAUUUCCGAGGUAGCUAUCUCGCCUCGAACAUCGAUAUAAUCCACCCGGAGACUGAAGAGCUGGUCCCGCUGGCCUCCCGAUAUAAGAAAUUUACUACCAAACAACAGGGAAUCCGUAUCGUAGCUUUCGGCUUCCUCUUCGACUUCACCGGCAACUAUAAUAAUACCGUCGUGCAGCGCGUGGAGGAGACCAUCAAAGAAGAUUGGUUUCAAGAAGCUAUUCGCGACGAAGAGGUCGAUCUCUUCCUCGUCGCUGGACACGUCCCCGCCCAUUCCCCAGAGUAUAAGGCUAUCUUCACCGAGAUUCGGUCCACCCGGGGCCACGGGGACACUCCGAUCCAGUUCUUUGGCGGACAUCAGCAUAUCCGAGAUUAUGCCCAGUACGAUGCAAAGGCUGUCGCUCUUGCCAGCGGUCGAUUCAUGGAGACCAUCGGGUUUAUGUCGAUCGAUGGUCUUUCUUCUACUAACGACCCAAGCAUCACCGCCGGGCCCGUCUUCAAGCGACGAUACAUUGAUAACAACCUCUACUCCUACUACCAUCAUACAGGUCUUGACGAAAGCUCUUUCCCUACGGAUAAGGGUCUAAAUGUAUCCCAACUCAUUACGGACUCGCGGAGUGCCCUUCACCUGGAUAAGAUCCACGGGUGUAAUCCGCGUGACCUUUGGAUGUCACGAGCUCCGUACCCACAUAAUGAUAGCAUCUAUACUUGGCUGGAGAAGGAGGUCUUGCCCGAGACCUUGAAGAAUGAACCUCGUGGUGACGGAGGCCGCCCUGCAGUAGCCGUUCUGAAUACAGGCGCUAUUCGCUUCGACAUCUUCAAGGGUGCCUUUACUCAGGAUACCAUGUGGAUCAUUUCACCAUUUACCAACGAAUUUCGAUACGUGAAAGACGUUCCUUACGAUAAAGUACAACUGAUUAUGGAAGUUCUUAACAAGCAACCACAAGUUUUGACAGGCUCAUUGGAGGAGACAUUCGAUGGCGUUGAUGCCCUGGGCCCCCCGGCUCAAGUCAACCAUCUUGAUAAUAUGGCCGGCACUGGCCAAAUUCCCCUGUCGGCCGAGAACCCAUCUGGUGCGGUUGUUCCCGGGUACACAACCCAAGAUGAUGCUGGCGACGACGGAGAUGACACGAUACACUCCCCCAUUUCCUUUUAUCGUGUACCAAACGUCUUCCAAGCGACACUGUCUGCGAAUGCGUCGGCUACGCCUGAGACAGUAGAUUUGGUUUACAUUGAAUUCCUCCAGUCGUAUCUCACGCUGGCGGCCAAGUUUGCACAUCUUGAUCUUGACUUCGCCAAGGAGAGCGAGAGUUAUAUGCCAGGCUCGACGCUGACGGAUUUGGUCUUGGAAUGGGUGGGGAAGAACUGGCCAUGCAAUUAA